Molecule: messenger RNA, 2716 nt
Organism: Triticum dicoccoides
Lineage: Eukaryota; Viridiplantae; Streptophyta; Magnoliopsida; Poales; Poaceae
Product: F-box protein At5g07610-like
Exons: 2
Coding region: 89-1285 (398 amino acids)
Molecular function (GO): protein binding
Source: RefSeq, a predicted model, not a curated record
UCCGAUCCCCUACGCCGCGGAGAAGCGCCGCCGCCGCGUCUCCACGAACAACCGCAGCCUACGCCGCCGCCUCAAACCAAGCGGCGCCAUGGAGUGGAAGAUCUCUAGGAAGAAGAAAGAGGCGAGCACGACGGACGCUCCGGCGGAGGCGGCCGCCUUCCUGACGGACGACCUUAUCUUGGAGAUCCUCUCCCGCCUCCCCGCCAGGUCCGUCCACCGCUUCAAGUGCGUCUCCCCGUCCUGGCGCGACCUCAUUGCCGACCCCGUCAACCGCAAGAAACUGCCCCACACCCUCGCCGGCUUCCUCUACAGCACCUACGACAGGGUAGGCCCCCGCUUCAAUUACUUUCGGUUCGCAGACUUCUCCAUCGGCGCAGCCCUGCCGGUCGACAUGUCCCUCCCUUUCUUGCCACCCAACAAGUACCUGCACGUCCUGGACACUUGCAAUGGGCUCCUCCUCUGCCUCUGCUCCAUGGCCCCUUCUUCUCCAUCAACGGAUGAGAAAGCGCCGGUUGAACUCCAUGCCCAUUUCGUCGUAUGCAACCCGGCCACCCGGAGGUGGGUCGCCCUGCCGCCUGGCUCACUGGCUCCAGACGAACCUCUCACCCUGGCUCGUUUGGCUUUUGAUCCAGCAGUCUCGUCACAUUUCCACGUUCUUCAGUUUAAGGGGGCCCGUUGGGGGGGAUGCAUCACAGGAGUGAGCAUCUACUCUUCGAAAUCUGGAGCUUGGAUUCGUAGAGAAAGCCUCUUGGUUGAAAAAAUUCUUCUGAAAUGUGGCGCUACAAGUGUCUUCUUUCAUGGAAUGCUGCACUUGCUUGGUUGGCUGUGCCCCCUUAACGUGAACGACGAUUUUGUGCUGGUAGCAGUGGACAUGGAGGGGAAGGUGUGGAAGACUAACCGUGUCCCGUCCGAUGGUUUGGCUUGUGGUAGAAUUGGUUUAUCACAGGGGUGCUUGCACUACUUUUCGAUGCCCAGGAUCAAGAAGAAAAAGGAGAACACCAAGGUAGCAUCAGUCUGGUUCAUGGAGGAUUAUGAUAGUAAAGAAUGGGUCUUGAAGAAUAGUGUCAGCAAUGAUGAGUUGCGGAACAUAAAUGGGGUGGAUUACAAGGUGGCUGCUUUUCAUCCAGACUGUGACACCAUUUUUCUGGAAGCACAUUGGACCCUUCCCCGGACCCUGCGCAAGCGGGAGCUACAUGCACUGGGCUGCCCAUGUGAUGUCGAUGCAUUGGCAUCAUACGAUACUCUGCUACACACACGACGGUUGUGGACGAUCUCCGCACGAUGAAGCACAUCAACCCGUCCAUGCGUCGAUUCAAAGUGAACCUACACCGUUAAAUACUCCAUCGUGCGCAGUUCGUUCGGCUAUUGUCGUCCACACAGCAGUUUCGUUCCCUUAUACAAGGCCACUAUGAAAAAUACAUUUUGCAUCUAUACAAGGCCACUAACAGUACCCGAGGCAAAAUUUAAUGAUGUUUUCUCGUAGUAGAAACUUGUUUAAUACUUGCAUGCAUGUAGUCAUAAUGACAUUAUGCUACUUCCUUCUCAUUCCUUCCUUGCAUGCAUGUGGGCGUAUUAAUGGUCCCAGUUAAAAAAAAGAAAAGUUGGCUUGCAAAGUAGUCAUUGAGUUUUACCUAGGUACCUGUAAUUUAAGUUUGUGGCCUUGUAUAAGGGAAUGGAGGGAGUAUGCAGCAUCAGAAAUUCCAUCGAAUCCUUAAUCUUGGGGAAAAAAAGACAUCGAACUAUCUACCCUAUGUUCCACUUUUCUCAGACUCAUUAGCAGGUGCAGAUGGGCAGUAGUUUUACCUACAGCCCUUGCUCCUGCUAGCUUGAUUUUCUGUUUGGAGCAAUCCCCGGAAACCUUAGAUGUUAAGCAUACUGCAGUUUUCAAAGAACAUGGUUACUAUUUUUUUUGUUUGUUUAGAUAUCGUAAUGCAGACGAAUUGGUUUCAUGUGGCUAAAUUAUUGUUCUGAAGUCUGGUUUUCUUGUCCAUGAUACUAUGAAGGAUUAUGUGUCCUAAAUCCCAAUAUUAGUGCGUCUCAUUUCUAAACAUUUUAGUGUAUUCAGAGUUCCAAUCAGACUAUUGUAAUGUCUGUUUUUUAUGUUAUAAUCCUCAGGAUUUCGGUGAUGCAGUGCUACUUAGCGAGUUUUUAUCUGCUUUUGCUGUAGCUAUUCAGUUUUCUGCAUUUGAAAUCCUUUGUUUAUUCUGCCUGGUAACCGAGGGACUGAAAAAUUGCAUCAAUGCAAAGAAAAUACCAGCUGCACUAAGAAGUCUUAUUGCUGGGUGAGCAAACACAAAGAAAGAAAUGGCUCUUUCCUAGGCUGCAUUAUUUGUCAGUUGAUUUCUGAACCAACUUUAGUGAUGCAGUUCAGUCCGCUGGUGCCUACACUCCUGCUAACUUGAUUCUUUGUUCGGAGCAAUGUCUGGUAUCCCCACAGAUUGAGCAUAUUGUAAUUGCAAAAACAACAUGGUUACUGUUUUGUUGUUUGCCUAGCUUUUGGCCUGGACAUGGAUUUGGGAAGGAGGGAGUAAGAACGUUUUUUACACUAUACUAAUGUCAAAAACGUUCUUAUAUUAUGGAACGGAGGCAGUAGUAUUUAAGGAAUAUAUGAUUGUCCUAAACCCUAAUAUUGGUGGGUGCAGCUUAGUGUACUGAAAGUCUCAAUACCUUAGUCCUCCGCGGUAAUGCACUGCAUCGAACAAGUUCCUUGUAUCUA